Betta splendens (Siamese fighting fish) is the source of this 3037-nucleotide messenger RNA. RefSeq names its product syncoilin, intermediate filament protein (gene sync). The transcript is spliced from 6 exons. The coding region runs from base 200 to 2077 and encodes 625 amino acids. Gene Ontology annotation, cellular component: intermediate filament. Lineage: Eukaryota; Metazoa; Chordata; Actinopteri; Anabantiformes; Osphronemidae. The record is from RefSeq and is a predicted model, not a curated record.
UCAUAGCAGCAGGCUGACAUAGAGGGACAGAGGAGGCUGGGUUCACUUGCCUUCACCCCCCUUCAUUCCUGUGCACCCGCUCAUUCUUUGUCGCUCACUUUGCUUUGCUAACGCAUCCUGACGAUUCAGCACGAGGAGGAAACCGCGAUAAACGGACAAGGGACGUUCUAAGACACGCUACAAGAAUAAAGCUAAACUAAUGGAGGACAUGGAAGAUGAUGCUUCCUCUGCUGGAGUUGACAUUCUCUUCAUUAAAGAAGAUGACAGAGAUCCAAACAGAAGCAUCGUGGAACACAGAGAAGGCAACACGACCCAGUCUGGACUCAGCUUUACUCGAGUACAGCUGAAUCCGUCAGCUUUAAUCGGGCCGUACUUACAGGAGAUGGACGACUUGUUGAAGAGCUGCGAGGAGCUCACUGGACUCCCCUUUACCUCUCGCUUCUCAGGAAAUCAGGACACGGACGAAGUGACGAUGAAGAGCUACACAGGAAUAAACGCACCUCCCCAGACAUAUCCGUCCUCGAGCUACAUUGAUACGCACGUGCAUGGAGCUGGAUCAAAAAGCACAGGCACCGCCAACAACAGGAAGACAGACAUGCCUCUGACUUCAGCAGGCAAAGCACUGAGUGAAACCAUGGUGCAGGUUGAGGGCCAGCUGCUGGGGAUGUUGGCCAUGAUGGACAGCUCCGUGGAAGACACAAGGAUGGAUUUUGAGUCCCAAGGCUGGACUACAGACACAAGCCAAGAAUAUGUGCACAUCGGUCCGAACCCUCAUGUCAGCAGGGAAAGAGAGAGUCAGGAGGCCCAGCCAAUGCAGCUAGAACGCACAGAUCAUGACACCACUUCAAAGAACAGCAGUUUCAAAGCAGAGCAGAAGGAUCUAGAUGCACUUACAUUUUCUAGGCCUACGAAGCCAUUAGAUACUGAAGAAAGUGAUGCAAUGUGCUGUGAAGGAACAAAGACAGAAUAUAUGUUUACUAUAGGCACAGAGGCAGAAGUAGACAUAUGUGAAACACACAUGCCAGAUCAACAGGAUGUCACGAUGGACAUGACCCUUCUCAGAUCUGGUGCCGAUGAACUACAAGGGCUGGAGGCUCAGAUGGAGGCGUGCAUAGAAGGUGUGCAGCUGCUAUAUGAGAAGAGGAAGAAGCUGCUGGUGGAGGUGCUGGAGCUGAGAGGGGAAAAAGACAGAGGGGCCACCGAAGAGAGCAAUGAGGAGACAGAGGAGGCGAUAAAUGGCAAAGUGACAGAGCUGAUGAAUGUGCUGCAGAAGGAGGAAGAGGCGAGAAGGGAAGAGAGGAAGAGGGAGAUACACAACCUGAAGGAAGAGAGAGCCGAGGAAGAGAGGAGGGUGUGGAAGAUCAACCUGGAGAGACAGGGGCUUCAGGACGAGCUGAGGAAGAUGAGGAGAAGGCUCUUCAUCGUGGCCAGGGACUGUGCUCACAGCCAGGCCACGCUCAACAGCCAGCAUCGCGCAGUGCAGCUGCUGAAGACAGAAGACGAGCAGCUGCAGGCCGUGGCUUUGCAGCUGACGGAAGAAGGCUGUCAGAUCAGGACGACGCAACAAAAGCUGCUCUUGGAACUACAAGCACGACUUGAUGCCCACAGCUCGGGUCAGACGCCCAACACCCAGGAGGAGUUGACCGAGUGCAGGAGGCACUCCUGUGGGGACAUCCAGCAGUAUGUGCAGGGUGUGCUGAGAGCCCUGGAGGACAGGUAUGAACCCAUAUUGCUGGCGCUGUUGAAGAGGAGGGAGGCAGCAGCUGCGGCGCUGGUGAAAGCCAAAGAGCAGGCUCAGGAGCUGAAGGCACAGCUGGGACCUCUUACGGAGGAGGCCCAAAAGCUGAAGCUGCAGAAAGCUUGUCUGGAGGAGAAGUUCAAACUGAUCCGCAUGCACUGGAGAGAGGACGUGGGCCAGUAUAAGGAAACGGUGUGCUGUCUGGAGGAGAGGAGCAGGGAGCUGAAGACAGAGCUUAAGAUUCAGAAGAAGAAAACCAAGGAGACCGAGGGGUUGAGAGACAGCCUCGCCAAACAGCUCCGCCUUUACAUGGCUGCAACUGAGGAGCACAGCGUCUGAGCAUGAGGACACAACUUGAGCUUGUUUUUUAAAAUGUUGUUGCUUAUAAUGAUAUAUAUUUUUUAAAUCUGCAGCAUAAUGCCAAUAAUUGCACUACGCACUUACUGAGGUUGAGAGCCACAGGAUUUAUUAGCAGUCUGAAGCUGAAUAACACUUCUGCUUGUAGAAAGGUUUUUUGUUAUGAAUAAGAUUACAAGAAGGCUUAUGCUUCUUGUGAUCUGAGUGCGACUGAUGACUUAACUUAAGUGGCCAAGGACCAGCGAGCUGCUCGUGCACUUAUAAGGGCAACGCAGCUGAAGACGUAAACAGUGGGAGGCAGUGAGAGUAAACAAGCUCUGCAGACAGACGCGUCACACCAGACAAAAACCCAGGGAUUGAUCACAGCAUGAUGUAUAAUAAACACCUGCUUCACUAACAUUAUAUGUAGGGGUAAAGUAAUUGCAACGGUAUAAAUAAAAAUGUAAAUGGCUUGAAACAAAAUCCUCUGAAAAACUGGUCUUGAUCUAACGUUUUGGUUAGGAUGAUGGCCAUAAUCAGCACCUUUUUUUUAGCCGGUCUUACUUGCUGUUGAAUAUGUCAGACAUGACAUUAGCAGUGGCUCAUUAAGUUUAAAUUGUUAUCAGCAAAGUACUGAUUCAGGCAACAUGGUGAACAUUAUGGAGAGUUCUGUUUCAAUCGUGAUUAACUACAGCAAAUUAACUUCUUUUCAGUUGUUGUUUUGAAAUUCUAGGAGAAGUCAAAAAUCCUGACUGACUGUGUGAUUUCGAUUACUCUUCACAUAGAAAAUGGGGUACAAUUAACUUUGUUAUAAAACAAGAUGAUGUCACCAGUAAGUGAGAAACAAAAACUAGGCACUGGUGGAUUGAUUGAUACUAAGCAGUAAUGCAGGAGGGCAAUCCUCAGUAUUAUCUGGUCAUCUUUUCCCCAGUUACACAGAUUCUAUUUAGAAUAGACAAAGGU